AGAAUAAUAACACGACGACUACUGUUCAGCUCACAUUGCAAAGCUGGUUAUGUGUGAGUGGAACAAACGACGGCAGCAUAGAGCCUAGAGUGGUAAAUGCCUGAUGCUUCGUCACUCGCACCUAUCACGGGAAGAAACCCAAAUCCAGGCCAUGGAAACCGCGGCGGCGGAGAAGGACCAUCUACUGUGUCAAAGCCAGUCGAGCUUUCAAUCUCGAGAACCCCACCAGCCCGGAUCGAGUAACCUUGAAUCUACUGAUUUGAUCAGAGCCGUAUGGCAGGAAUCGAAGAACUUGUGGCUCGUUGCCGGGCCCUCGAUCUUCAGCCGGGUCGCCAUGUUUUCAUUGACAGUCGUCACCCAAGCGUUCGCGGGCCACUUGGGCGAACUCAAUCUCGCCGCCAUUUCCAUGGUUUGCUUUGUCAUCAUCGGCAUCAGUUUCGGCUUCCUGUUAGGAAUGGCGAGCGCGCUGGAGACAUUGUGCGGCCAAGCAUACGGAGCAAAACAAUACCAUAUGUUGGGAAUAUAUAUGCAGCGUUCCUGGAUUGUGCUGUUCUUGUGUUCCCUACUGCUUCUGCCAUUGUUUCUGUUUGCAGCGCCGCUAUUGAAAUUAAUUGGGCAGCCAGCAGAUGUGGCGGAGAAGACGGGCCUUGUGGCUCUAUGGUUGAUACCAUUUCAUCUGAGCUUCCCGUUUCAGUUCACAUUGCAAAGGUUCUUGCAGUGCCAGCUCAAGGCGGGAGUCGUCGCUUGGGUCUCUGGUGGUGCUCUUGUUCUCCAUGUUGUAGUGAGCUGGGUUUUUGUUCACAAGCUGCAAGUUGGGAUUGUGGGGGCUGCUAUUACGAUCGAUUUCUCUUGGUGGGUCACGGUCUUGGCCAUGUUCUUGUACUGUGUUUGUGGUGGCUGCCCGGAAUGUUGGACUGGUUUCUCGGAUCAAGCUUUUGUGGGACUCUGGGACUUCUUCAAACUUGCAGUGGCCUCCGGAGUUAUGCUUUCGUUGGAGAACUUCUAUUACAAAGUGUUGAUUGUAGUUUCUGGGUAUAUGCAGAAUGUUAAGGUCGCAAUUGAUGCCCUCUCUAUCUGCAUAACAAUUUAUACCUGGGAGUCCAUGAUUCCACUUGGAUUUUUAGCUGCAGCCGGGUGAGUUUCUUAUUCUGAAAUGAAAUUCCUUGCUUGGAAGUUGACCCAUCUGUAGGAUAAGUGAUUACUUUUAAUUACUCCGUACUCGUAAACAUCACAACUGACUCAAGUGUUUGACUUGGUAUCCUGUCUAACUUAAACUUUAUAGUUGUUAUUCACUAACAGAAGCUCCUUUGGCAAUCGGAAAGCAGUUUCAUAUACAAGCAUGGCUUCAUUUGAGAAUUGGAACUUGAUCUUAUUACUCUUAGAUAGAUACGUCGCACCUUGCUUCCCAGCUAAACUAGUUCUUGCUAUUGAUAGAAGUUUUAUAAAUGGAUGGGUUUCCCCAUUGCAUUGGAUGGACUUCUGUGAUUUGAGAGUCAAUGAUUGGAAAAACUUAUCUGCUGGUCAGUGAAAUGUUCAAAUGCAGUAUAUAGUCAAUUCCAGGCUUCUGCCCUGGCUCUAUGUCAUCUCAUGCUUUAAUAACCAUUAAUUCGAGGUUCAUUUAGCAUAUUGAAGAGAAUUAUAGGGAGCGGGGAAAGGCGUAGGUUGGUGAUGGUUAAGUGUCCCCGUUAUGGCAUGAAGACAAAAUGUUUUUGGAUCCCUGCAACACCUUUUUUAACCUGUACUCUUACUUUCUAUACCGUGCGAACCAGGGCUUGGUCCCGUGGGAAUACUACUGGUUUUGAAUCUGGAGGUACCUAGUUUUGUUUCCAAAGGUUUCAAUUCACGAGUCAAUAGCUUUAGUUCUUUUAGGAGAAUUCAUCCUCUCCAACUUGACCAUCUAUGGAACAUCCAGGGUGCGGGUUGCAAAUGGGCUUGGUGCAGGGAAUGCUAAAGGGGCCCAAUUUGCAACCAUUGUAUCAGUGACAACAUCAGCAGCUGUUGGACUGUUCUUUGGCAUAAUCAUCAUGGUCUUUCCCGAAGAACUUGCUGCAAUCUUCACAUCGAGCUCCUCCGUUAUCUCAAUGGUCAAUGAAUUGGCAGCGUUGCUGGCUUUCACC
Messenger RNA from Linum tenue, 2117 nucleotides. The record is from the annotation of a GenBank genome assembly. NCBI's taxonomy places the organism in Eukaryota, Viridiplantae, Streptophyta, Magnoliopsida, Malpighiales, Linaceae.